AUGGGUGCAAGUGAACAACAUGAAAUACUGUUCGAGAAGCUACUGUUCUGCCCACGGCCCACACACGUGGUUGUGAUGUUCCACUCGGCUGCGUACGCGACCACAACACUGUUUGAGAGACACUUGACUUACGAGAGGUUUGAGAAGUCGCUGGUGUCCAAAUAUUUCUUCUACAGCCUCGUGUACGCCACCAAUUUAGUUGUGUAUUUUACUUGGCUAAAGGGAGCGUUGUACGACGGUUUCCUGGACGUGUGGUACGCCACUGUGAACGUGACCACGCCGUGGGCGGCCUACGAGCUGCCCACCCCCAACAUCUCCGAGUACUUGACGUUCGUGGUCCGGCGUGCACUCACCUCCAACUGUGCACCAUUCGCCUGUUUCCAUGAGGGUGUCAUUGUGUUCAUUGUGACGCUGCUGUUCAGAGAAGUUAUUGUUAGGACGAUAGACAUUGUAAAAAGAAAUACGCAUAAGAAAGUUGAAACGCAGAACGAGAUGACGACGUGCGAGAGGGAGCGCCGCCUGCAGCCGGUGACGGAGCGGCAGCUGGUGGGCCGCUUCAACGCGCUGUUCGUGCAGCUGGCGCUGGUGACGCUGUUCGCGCCGCUGUGCCCGCUGGCGCCGCUGCUCGCCCUAGUGGGCAACGCUGCCGACAUGAGGAACCAAGCAAGUACGUACGUAAUGCACAGCCGGCGAGCGGUGCUGUUCCGCAGUGCCGGCAUCGGCUACUGGAACCACAUCCUGAAGCUCAUCUGCUACGCGACGCCGCUGUUCCACGUGAGUCCUCUACGCCAGUGGUUCCCGAUCACUGACUGA
This is a messenger RNA of Pectinophora gossypiella (pink bollworm), 813 nucleotides long. RefSeq names its product anoctamin-7-like. The coding region runs from base 1 to 813 and encodes 270 amino acids. Gene Ontology annotation, molecular function: chloride channel activity. The record is from RefSeq and is a predicted model, not a curated record. The transcript is spliced from 6 exons. Lineage: Eukaryota; Metazoa; Arthropoda; Insecta; Lepidoptera; Gelechiidae. Gene Ontology annotation, cellular component: cortical endoplasmic reticulum. Gene Ontology annotation, biological process: chloride transmembrane transport.